Molecule: messenger RNA, 1260 nt
Organism: Daucus carota subsp. sativus
Lineage: Eukaryota; Viridiplantae; Streptophyta; Magnoliopsida; Apiales; Apiaceae
Product: protein XRI1
Exons: 5
Coding region: 192-1007 (271 amino acids)
Biological process (GO): female meiotic nuclear division; male meiotic nuclear division
Source: RefSeq, a predicted model, not a curated record
AAGAAACCAAUGAAUCACCUUUCUUUUUCACCCUCUUGGCUUUCAUUUCCUUGCAGUUGACUGCUCUCUUCUUUUUCCAAAUUUCUUUACCUCACAUAUAUAAUUUUCUUUUGUCUUUAAAACCUCUAUGCACAAUAUAAGUACUAGUAGUCUAGUACCUGGCAGUCAUUUAAAUUCCCUAUCAUUGCUAAAUGGGAGACCUUCACUCUAUAGCUAACUACAGUAGCUACUGCUCUUCUUCUUCUUCUUCUUUACUUGGUUGGGAAUAUCACAAUCUUGGAGUUUAUAAUGCAGACAUGUCUCACUCAACUAACUUUGCUCUGGACAGUGAUUACACUCCACCAUAUUCAUCAUCAUCUCUUGAUGAUUCUGAUUAUUCCACUGGCUAUCUACAAGAUGCUCUCUUCGAAUUCAGCUCCAAGCGAAGGCGGCUGCUGUUGUUCUCUGAUGACCAGACAAACUACUCUACCUGUCCAGUUCAGGAUUUCUGGACUGAAAAUUUCGGCGCAAUUUAUCCUGAAGAUUUCGGUUUUCUGAAUCAGACUAACGAGAGAGAUGAAUUCUCAGGCAAAAUGAUGAAAAACAAUAAUGCAGAGGUGGAAACACUAGGACAAGGCAAUACUGGAAAUUCUUUCUCUUCUUCAGCAAACAGCAAAGACUCACUCCACACUGGGUCCAGUUCUGAAAUACUAGAUUCUCUAUCUCCUCUUUCAGCUGGUGGUGGAAAUGAGAAGAAAAGAAAGAAGGUGACGAUCAUGACAAGGGUGGUCUAUCCCUUCGACGUGGUUAAACCGGGAGGAAUAGAAGGCGAUAUGACCUUAAAUGACAUCAAUGAGAGAAUUUCAAUGCCCCCGACGAGGCCGGUGAUGCAUCCGGUCGGCGACUUCGCAUGCAAACCGAUCAUGUCGCCGGAAGGACCGGGAUUGUCCGGCAAACCGGUGGUCGCUUUAACCCGAGUUCAAACUCAAGGAAGAGGCACAAUCACAAUAAUCAGGACCAAAGGCUAAAAGCAGCUAGUUUUGGUUUUGCGACAAGAAUUCACGUCAAUGAAUUGUAUCGAAAUAGAAUAUCGGAGUGAGAAACUUUUAAAGAGAGUAUUUCAUUUAGUUAGUUUAAUAUAGUUAGCACAUAGAAGACUUCACAUAUGUAUUUUAGUUAAUUAUGUCAUUUUCUGUUGCGUAAAUUGUAUAAACAUAUGUGUAUGGGGUACUUACAAAUUAUAUAUGUACAUACAAUUUCGUCGCUUAGUUUAUUUUUGUU